Olea europaea var. sylvestris is the source of this 919-nucleotide messenger RNA. RefSeq lists its product as uncharacterized. The transcript has 2 exons. NCBI's taxonomy places the organism in Eukaryota, Viridiplantae, Streptophyta, Magnoliopsida, Lamiales, Oleaceae. Bases 94 to 360 code for a protein of 88 amino acids. The record is from RefSeq and is a predicted model, not a curated record.
ACAACGCUUUCACCCCAGAAGGGCAAUUGCGAAUAUCAAAUCUUCUUUGAAACCCUAAUCUCCAUUUGCAAAAAGACCGGGUGAAUUUUAUGUAUGCUUGCUUGGAUGAAUAUGCCUCUAUCUCUGUCGAGGCUGGGCCAAUCGUUGCCAUUUUCCAGAUUUUUCAGGCAACUGGAGAAGGAUAUGGAAACUGUGGUUAAGGUUCUUCAACCUGGACCCUUGGGAAUUAUUGAACACAAGUUUACAGUCGAGGAGAUACAUAGGGCAAAUUCAACUGUUAGGAGAGCUGUAGAGAAUUGGCGUCGGAGUGCCUACAUUGAGCAGAAUAGUCCUUUCAUGAAAGAUUUCAUUGACAAAUGACAAAACACUUGUUAGUUUAUUUCUCCAAAUAAUGUUCUGAUCCAAGAUCAAAUCAAGUAAAUUUUUAAGCCCUUGAAUACUUUGUAUACAUGCUUAUGUACUAUCGGCUGUAAAUUUUUGAGCUCCUGAAUACUUUGUAUACAUGCUUAUGCACCAUCGGCUUCACUGGGAGCAGUUUUCUUUCAUUAACUUGGAUUCAGCACACAGAGUCAUUUUCAAGCGAAUCAUCAAGGAUAGUUCCUCUUAAGAGCUUAUGUACUAUCGGCUUCACUGUGCAUGAGCUUGAUCAAGAUGCAUAGGGGAGAGAAAUGGAGCGUGCCUUAAGAGCACUAGGCUGCAACCCAACUGUUCCGGCAGUGUUUAUUGGUGGUCGAUAUGUCGGCUUGGCUAAAGAUGUAAUCUCCCUUCAUGUUGAUGGAUCUCUAAAGCAAAAGCUGAUUGAUGCCAAGGCUAUUUGGUUUUAGGAAUCAAUAUGGUAGCACCUAAUAUAUUAUGUUAGUGCCAUAGUUAUCAUGUGAAGCUUGUGAACUGUAAUUAAGAGCUUCCCUGGUUUUGUAAA